AUGCCCGGGGUUAUCCAUUUUUUUGACACGAAGUUGGCUCGGGUGGUCAACAUCUAUUCAAAUUUUCAAGACUCUGUCAAGAUAUACCAUGAUUUUGAUUCAAGAUGGCAGUCGCUCAAUGCCCUUGCUCAUGCAGUCUCCAAGCAACUGAAAUCAUGCUCGCCUGAUGAAGAACAAACACUGAAAGUUAAAUCAAGUCUCAAGAACUGUGCGACAACAUUAAAGAACUUAAGCAAAAUUCUGGAUCAGUAUCCCAGUCUUGAAACACAAAAUCCCAAGUAUCAAGACAAAGUCAAAUUUGCGCGUGAGGACAUUCAGUAUUGGAGUUUGUGCCUCAAAUCCAGCAAAUCUGAGCUCAAUUCUGCGCAGCGCAUAUUAGAAAGGAAACUCGGAAAAUACCCAGCAAAGGAAGCAAAGCACCAAGGAGAAGACGGCGACGAUCUUCGACAAAAGCCGAAACGCCAAGCUGAGCACCCGAAACCGUUAGCAAGACUGAAACUGAUUCCCCAGAAGGUUUGA
This is a messenger RNA of Penicillium macrosclerotiorum, 519 nucleotides long. RefSeq lists its product as uncharacterized. The record is from RefSeq and is a predicted model, not a curated record. Lineage: Eukaryota; Fungi; Ascomycota; Eurotiomycetes; Eurotiales; Aspergillaceae. The coding region runs from base 1 to 519 and encodes 172 amino acids. The transcript has 2 exons.